This is a messenger RNA of Penicillium malachiteum, 1524 nucleotides long. Its product is annotated as PH domain protein. The record is from RefSeq and is a predicted model, not a curated record. Bases 1 to 1524 code for a protein of 507 amino acids. NCBI's taxonomy places the organism in Eukaryota, Fungi, Ascomycota, Eurotiomycetes, Eurotiales, Aspergillaceae. The transcript has 4 exons.
AUGGAGCCCGUGCCUAAGCUUCCCCAACGGUCGGCCACCAUGGCUAGCAAUAUGACUCGUCGUACUUCCGUCAGUGACGAUGAGGCCAUUCCGGAUACCGAUAGCAGCGAGACCAGCAACCUCCUGAUCGAGCGUCUUCGGGCUUGGAAACAUUUGUGUGGAAAUCUAGAGGACUAUGUCUCGACUACUGCCAGAAUUUCCAAGUCUCAGUCAAAGGAUUAUGAGAAGAUCCUGAAGACGGUUAGUGAGCCAUUGAAGGAGGCUCACCAUUUCAGUGGCAGUGAGGGAGGUAUGGCUGGACUCUUCCAGAACAUGCGUACCAACUCCCAGGGAAUGGUAAACAUGUACCUUGAGACCGAACAAAACCUGAAAGGCAGCGUCCUCCCUACCCUCGAGCGUCUCCACAAAGAAGUCAAGAACAAGGCGCAGGAACUCAAGUCUGGUGCAGCCAAGGGAGCCAAGGCCGUCGAGAAGGCUCGUCAAUUGACCCAGAAGCACAUCGAGCUUCUCGGCCAACACUCCGCCUCUCACGACUCAGCCAUGAGUACCAAGCUGGAGCAACACCAUGAUCCUUACAUCCUGAAGCGUCAGAUCAACCACCGACUCAACAAGCAGAUCACUGAGGAGAACAACCACCGCAACGACAUCCUCACAGUCCAGAACUCCUUCCAGCAAUUCGAGGCCCACAUCCUGCAAACCGUGCAAACCGCACUAGAACAAUUCCACCAGAUCAUGGGCAGCCAGCUGGACCGCCAGCGCGCCAUGUACGCCGAUAUCCUCGGCACAUCGCAGCGCAUCCCACCAGACUUCGAAUGGAUCAACUUCUGCGUCAGCAACGACGCCAAGCUCGUGAACCCAGACUCUCCACCCCGCGAAUUCGCCAACAUCUCCUUCCCCAACCAAGAUCACCGCUCCACAAAGCCUCUCCUCGAGGGCUCUCUGGAACGUCGCUCUCGUGCUAUGAUCAAGGGCUUCAGCUCAGGCUACUAUGUCAUCACGUCUGCGCGCUACCUGCACGAAUUCAAAGACGACGACGACUUCCGCAAGGAUCCCACCCCAGAGCUUUCCUUGUACCUACCGGACUGUAUCGUCGGUGCUAUCGACGGCGUCAAGUUCAACGUUAAGGGCAAAGACGUUUCCAACGGUAAGGUCGGUAACGCCUUCCACACUACCACGGAACUUAGCUUCAAGGCUUCGACUGCUAGUAGUGCCGAGAAGUGGUGGUCUGUUAUCAAGGAGUCUACUAGUGCUGGUGCUGCUUCUGCUGCUGCGGCUGCUGCUCCUCUUUCCACUGUUACUUCCACAGCACCUUCUACCCUGACCUCCCCCGUCUCUCCUGCUACAUCUACUAGCCCUGCUAGUAGUGUCUCAGGUAAGAAGGAGAACCAGCCACCAACAUACUCUGCUGAGAAAUCUGCCUCGCCUACGACCGGCACUGCAGACGUGAAGCCACUGAGCCGUACUGCUAGCUCUGGAAGCUACUUUACUGGACCUGGUGGUUCUGCUGCAGGUGAGAAAUCCUAA